UCAGGAGACCCUACCGGCGUUUCUAAAAAUAAUGCAUACAUUCCAAGAGGAAAAGAGAGAAAUUAAAUAUGAAUCAAUGAUUCACGCAAUUCUUAAGGCAUAAUCGCCUAUUAAAAAUCGAUUCUUUCGUAAUUAUUUAAACGUCGAUACCUCUUCGACGUCGCUCAUGCGUCUCUGUCUAAUCGUCCGAUGCAUCGUAUUCUCACACGCAUGCACACACGCACGAGUUUAUCAGCUUUGUCAGCGGAGAAGUGCAUGCUUCAUCGAAUUUAAAUUACAUACGUAAAUCGCACAUUAAUACCAACCGUGAGUGCGUAAAAGUGCGAGGUUACCCGUAUAGUAUAAACAUGGCCUCGCGGUACAGUCACGGUGUUCAGCGAGUUUUGGCGAAAUUGGAGGCGUCGAUAAACUCGGAAAAUUAUUAUGAGGCCCAUCAGAUGUACAGAACUUUGUAUUUCAGAUACCUCGGCCAGAAAAAAUACUCGGAACUUUUGGAAUUGCUAUAUAAUGGAUCGAUGCUUUUAUUACAACACGAUCAGCACGCCAGUGGAGCUGACUUAGGUAUUUUAUUUAUCAAUGUUUUAACGCAAUCCGAGACGGAGCCUACACAUAGCUUCUUCGAAAAAAUCACCACUCUGUUCAGCACAAUGAGUCCUAUAUCUCCUGAGAGAGAGGUAUUUGUGCAGUCUGCGCUCAAGUGGAGUAUAAAGGGCACAGAUUACAAAACUGGCCAUCCUGACUUGCACCAGAAGAUAGCACAAAUAUUUUGGAGAGAAAAAAAUUAUAUAAUGGCAAGGCAGCACUUUAUGCAUAGUAGAGAUGGUUCCGGAUGUGCAGCGAUGUUGGUGGAGCUUCACGAGCAGCGUGGAUAUGUGAACGAAAUAGACCUCUUCAUAGCUCAUGCGGUCUUUCAGUAUCUUUGUCUACAAAACAAAGCAACGGCGCAGGAGGCCUUUAACUCUUACACUUCAAGGCAUCCAAAAAUAAAUAGUGGUCCGCCGUACCUUCUUCCUCUAUUAAACUUUUUGUUUUUUCUACUCAAAACGAUUGACAGUGGAAAAUUAGCGGUGUUCACAGUACUUUGCGAUCAAUACCAGAUAUCCUUAAACAGAGAUCCAUGUUAUCGACAGUACUUAGACAAAAUAGGCCAACUCUUUUUCAAUAUUCCACCACCGCGUCCACGCAAUCAGGGAUUAUUCAGCUCGUUACUACAAUCCUUCUUCAAUGGCCUGGAAGAUGACGAAUACGAAGACGAGCAACAAAAUACAGCCUCGACCUCGUACGCCGUGCAAGAACUUGAUUGAUUAAAGAUGAGACAGCGUUGUGCAGUGUGAUGCUGAAUAUAUGGAACUUUUAUAUAUAAAUACAUAUUAUAUCUCGACCCAAAUACUUUCACCAAUUAUACUCGUCUUAUCCAUACACGAGGUUUUAAAGCAUGGAACUUAUAACUGGAGGAAAGAAGAAAGGUACGUGUGAAUCUUCGAGGGAUGAAAGUAUGUGGGACGACAUCUUACCGGGAAUUUAUCAAAGUUGUAAGUUACGUACACUGAAUUCACAAUAGUGCGUAGGCAUCUUGAUUCUUUUUAUACAUACUUGUAAUUGAACUUCUUUUUAAUCGAGUCAAACUUAUGGAUGUGCAAUAAUGAGAUGCAUAUACUUUUGCAUGUAAAAGCAUAAUCUACAAAGGACUACCGUUUGAGACGUAAGUACUGGUUGUAUGUAUAUAUUUUUAGUAUAUACCUCUACAUACAUGUAUAUACCAUAUAUACAUUAUUUGUAAAGUUUUGAAGAGAGUAUUCAAAUUUAAUUUAAUAUUGUAUUCCACAAGAGUCAAGGGGGAAACAGAAAUUAUUGUUUCGGUUAAAUAUUUGGCAUUCACACACACACACUUGGCGCUAUUCUGUACAUGCUGUUAUGAAUUCAGCAAUUAUACUUGGACUUUGAAUAAAAUCCUUGCCAUUAAUUACAACCUGUAUACCAUGCAUAUAAUCACAUCAAUGUACACUUGCGUGUAACUGCUGAAUCGAAAAUUUAUUUUAUAUGAACUAAAAAUCACGUAUGACAAAUAAAUGUGACAUAAUUAUAGCUUCCGAGAUGAAGAAUGCUUAUCGAGAAUACUUGUUGUUAAGAAAUCAGGAAAAUGAAUUGUAUCCAAAACAACAAGUAAUAUAUUUAUUUAUCGAAUUCUCCGUACUAUAAGGCAAGAAUUGUUUAAGACUCUAGUGAAGACACAUAUUCAAUUAAUGAAAUUACGGCCAUCACUGUUUAAUGAAAAACACACUUUACAAUAUCAAUUAAUAAGAAUAAUAUAAUAUUGCUGUGUACUAAAAAGAAGAAAAAAAAAUGAGAACAUAGACAACAUUUAGCUAAUAAAUUUAGAUUUGUAAUGAG
Molecule: messenger RNA, 2391 nt
Organism: Odontomachus brunneus
Lineage: Eukaryota; Metazoa; Arthropoda; Insecta; Hymenoptera; Formicidae
Product: Golgi to ER traffic protein 4 homolog
Exons: 6
Coding region: 348-1304 (318 amino acids)
Biological process (GO): protein insertion into ER membrane
Cellular component (GO): cytosol; BAT3 complex
Molecular function (GO): protein binding
Source: RefSeq, a predicted model, not a curated record